AAAGUGAAGAACAUCUGCUCUAUAGAGAUUUUAAAUGGCAACUUCAAGUUAGGCGGCAGAGGAAAAACAGUGGAGAUUGACGAGUCAAUGUUUGGCAACAAGCAAAAGUACAACCGUGGACGUGUUUCUGAGGGCCAGCGGGUGUUUGUAAUGGUAGAGCGAGAUACUGGAAGAAGUCUAGUUUUUCGCGUUCCAGAUCGCCAACGAGAGACCUUAGUAACCAGACUAAUACGCGAGUUCGUUGAACCUAGUACCGUGAUCGUUUCUGACAAGUUCUCGCCAUACUUUAACUUGAACGAUGUAGGCUACAUCCACCUGAUGGUCAACCACUCGGAAAACUUUGUCGACCCUUACACUGGAGCACACAGCAACACCAUAGAAGGCCUCUAGAGUCAAGUAAAACGGAAGCUGAAGACAAUGAAUGA
Molecule: messenger RNA, 425 nt
Organism: Pocillopora meandrina
Lineage: Eukaryota; Metazoa; Cnidaria; Anthozoa; Scleractinia; Pocilloporidae
Source: the annotation of a GenBank genome assembly